This is a messenger RNA of Papaver somniferum (opium poppy), 591 nucleotides long. RefSeq lists its product as uncharacterized. Bases 1 to 591 code for a protein of 196 amino acids. NCBI's taxonomy places the organism in Eukaryota, Viridiplantae, Streptophyta, Magnoliopsida, Ranunculales, Papaveraceae. The record is from RefSeq and is a predicted model, not a curated record. The transcript has a single exon.
AUGCUGAAAGAUGAGAGUGUUAAAGCCAUAAAAAUAUCAAGGGUGUAUGAACCUUCGAUCACCCCACAUCAGUCCUUUGCUACGAAUCGUGAAGACGAUGUAGGGGAGGACAUUGCUGACGAUGAUGUGGGGGAAGACAUUGAUGAAGACUUCAUCGAAGACGACAUCAUGACAAGGGAAAAAGAAGACGGGUACUUCAGCAAUGAAGAAGACUGGAGAGCCGAGAUUCACCGUUAUAUUGAAGAAGGAACGUUGCCAACAGAAUUGAAGCAAGCUAGGAAAAUACAAUCAAAGGCAGGGAGAUACGAUCUUCGUGAUGGGAUAUUGUACAAGAAGUCCUUUCUUGGACCACUGCUACGAUGUCUUUCCAGAGAGGAGGGGCAUCGUAUUUUGAAGGACAUCCACUACGGGGACGCAGGUAACCACAUCAGAAUGAUAUCACUGGCGGAUAAAGCAAAAAUGCAGGGAUACUAUUGGCCCCAGAUGAUCCGAGACGCAUCCAGGAUGUCCAGGAGAUGCGAAGAAUGCCAUCGGUUUGCUAAGAAAAUUCACGCUCCUGCCACAAAGUUGAAUUCGGUGGAUAGUACCUGA